Messenger RNA from Penicillium paradoxum, 216 nucleotides. RefSeq lists its product as uncharacterized. The record is from RefSeq and is a predicted model, not a curated record. Bases 1 to 216 code for a protein of 71 amino acids. The transcript has a single exon. Lineage: Eukaryota; Fungi; Ascomycota; Eurotiomycetes; Eurotiales; Aspergillaceae.
AUGACUAUGAUGGAGCAUUGUAACAAGCGUGGCCAAGGCAGCUGGGCACGGCUAGCCGAUGAAGCUUAUUACGGUGCAUUACGGCUUCUGUCCCGAGCCAAGUACCGAAAGCCUCGGGAUUUUGGCGCCUUGGCGCAUUUUGCUGGACGCGAAUGGCUAUGUCCCUCGGGCUACGCGUUGGGACGGCUUUUCUGGUGCUGCCUGCAAGCCGGGUGA